This is a messenger RNA of Torulaspora globosa, 747 nucleotides long. RefSeq names its product triose-phosphate isomerase TPI1 (gene TPI1). Gene Ontology annotation, molecular function: triose-phosphate isomerase activity. Gene Ontology annotation, cellular component: cytosol. The transcript has a single exon. Gene Ontology annotation, biological process: gluconeogenesis; glycerol catabolic process; glyceraldehyde-3-phosphate biosynthetic process. Lineage: Eukaryota; Fungi; Ascomycota; Saccharomycetes; Saccharomycetales; Saccharomycetaceae. Bases 1 to 747 code for a protein of 248 amino acids. The record is from RefSeq and is a predicted model, not a curated record.
AUGGCUAGAACUUUCUUCGUUGGUGGUAACUUCAAAUUGAACGGCUCCAAGGCUUCCAUCAAGGAAAUUGUUGAGAGAUUGAACAACGCUGAUCUAGCAGAAAACGUUGAGGUUGUUCUAUGUCCUCCAGCCCCAUACUUGGACUACACUGUUUCUUUGCUAAACAGACCUCAGUUGGCUGUGGGUGCCCAAAACACGUACCUAAAGGCUUCUGGUGCCUACACUGGUGAGAACUCUGUUGAACAGAUCCAGGAGUUGGGUGCCAAGUGGGUGAUUCUAGGUCACUCUGAGAGAAGAACUCUGUUCCACGAGGAUGACAAGUUCGUCGCUGACAAGACUAAGUUCGCUUUGGACCAAGGUGCUGGUGUCAUCUUGUGUAUCGGUGAAACUUUGGAAGAGAAGAAGGCCGGUACGACUCUAGAGGUGGUCGAAAGACAAUUGACCGCUGUUAUUGCUGAAGUCAAGGACUGGAGCAAGGUUGUCAUUGCCUACGAGCCAGUCUGGGCUAUUGGUACUGGUUUGGCCGCUACUGCUGAGGAUGCUCAAGACAUCCACAAGUCCAUCAGAAAGUUCUUGGCUGCCAAGUUGGGCGACAAGGUUGCUGAAGAGACCAGAAUCCUAUACGGUGGUUCUGCCAACGGUAGCAACGUCGCUUCUUUCAAGGACAAGGCUGACGUUGACGGUUUCUUGGUCGGUGGUGCUUCCUUGAAGCCAGAAUUCGUCGACAUCGUCAACUCCAGAAAGUAA